GCUAUAGCCUAUAUGAUAAAAGUUUUGAUAAGCCGUGGAAUUACAUUUAAGAGCUCAAAGACAAUUCUCUCGUCAUCCUUUAGGAAUACUACUUAAGGACUCAUUAACUCCGAUACUCAAAUCAGAAUGUAGUUGGAUUAACGAAAAGUACUUAACCCUUUAUAGACGGAUAAUAAUUUAUUAUAUUUAAAAAAACUGUUUUAUUCGACUAUAAAUAAAAAGAUUUAAUGGGACUUAGAAGUCCCGUUAGUCAAUAAAGAUGGGGUGAUAUAAAUUAUAAUAUUAUUGUCUCAAGUUAUUGGAUACAGACAAGAGGACCAGAAGUGUUUUCGGUUCACGGUGUUCCUCGAAGAACCAAUAAUAAUAUUGAGUCAUUCCAUAGCCAGCUUAAAGAAAAAUUCCAAACUGUUCAUCCUAAUCUGUGGACAUUUUUAGAACAUCUAAACAAUUUAAGCAAAAAAAACCAUGUUAUUAUUCAACAACUGGAAAGAGGUCAGAGAGUUACACGUCCCAUAAAAAUAAAGUAUCUGGCAAACUCUGAGCGAAUUAUGACUGCUACAAGACAGCUAACUCUUGGUACUAUUACUGUUAAGGAGUUUCUUUUGCAAUGCUCGCAUAGCACAGAAACUUAUCUGAGACAAGAAAUUAAUUGGCAUAAUAAUAUCGAACAAGAUGAAAACAUGCAAGCCAGUGACCAUCAAGAAGAUGAAAACAUGCAGGCCAAUGAUCUUAGAGAUGAUGAAAACAUGCAGGCCAAUGUUCAUCAAGAUGAUGAAAACCAACAGGAGAAUGAUAAUAAUGAAAGAGAUGUGAUAGUUUAUGACCAAAUCGAACCUCUACAACACGUGGUCAAUGUAAUUGAGAACAACAGUUAUUCUGAUGACGGUGUAUAUUUUCCAUUUUUAAGACCUCGAAUAAGGAGUAUUGAAAGAAAUGAUUCUGAUGAAUCUGUGGUGAAUGACGGUAUAAAUCGACCUCUGAAUAAUGAAAAUGAAUCUCCUUCACAUCAAGAAAUUCACUGGAACGAGGAAGAUUUCAUUAUACCUGAGGAGUUAGAUCCAGACAUUAUUUAUAUGAUGGAAAUAGAAGAAAAUAGGAGAAUUUUAGAAAUUCAAAAUUUACCUUACGUCCAAGUCCAAGUACCUGAAGUUCUUCCUCCUGUUGAAACAGGAAACCAAGCAAAUAUGUGUGUUGCUUGUCUUGAUGCGGAAAGUACUCACGCCUUGUCUCCAUGUGGUCAUAAAUCUUUAUGUUUAAUGUGUUUAAAAUCAUUAGUUACAGAACGCUGUCCGAUAUGUAACAGUAUAUUCACUUCAUAUCUACGCAUUUGGUAGUGUAAAUAUUAUUUUUCAUAAAAUAAUGUUAUUUGUUGAAAAUUAUUAUUAUAUUUACUUUGCUUAUUA
Molecule: messenger RNA, 1403 nt
Organism: Acyrthosiphon pisum (pea aphid)
Lineage: Eukaryota; Metazoa; Arthropoda; Insecta; Hemiptera; Aphididae
Product: RING finger protein B-like
Exons: 6
Coding region: 549-1334 (261 amino acids)
Source: RefSeq, a predicted model, not a curated record